This is a messenger RNA of Penicillium brevicompactum, 825 nucleotides long. It is a transcript of the gene bud32, whose product is annotated as serine/threonine protein kinase BUD32. NCBI's taxonomy places the organism in Eukaryota, Fungi, Ascomycota, Eurotiomycetes, Eurotiales, Aspergillaceae. Gene Ontology annotation, cellular component: cytosol; EKC/KEOPS complex; nucleus. Bases 1 to 825 code for a protein of 274 amino acids. The transcript has a single exon. Gene Ontology annotation, biological process: protein phosphorylation. The record is from RefSeq and is a predicted model, not a curated record. Gene Ontology annotation, molecular function: ATP binding; protein serine/threonine kinase activity.
AUGGAAGAAUACAAACCUCCAGCUCUACCCUCUCCCUUCAACAACACUACCCCACCACCAAUACUCCUCACCCAAGGCGCCGAAGCCCACCUCUACAAAACCACUUCUCUGAACCCCUCCACACCCGCCGCACUGAAGAUCCGCCCCUCAAAACCCUACCGUCACCCCAUUCUCGACCGCCGCCUCACCCGUUCACGAAUCACCCAGGAAGCCAGAUGUCUAGCAAAACUAGUACGUGAAGGCGUGAGCGUGCCCGCUCUCCUCGCCCUGGACUGGGAGGGCCACGGCGGAGAAGACGGCGGAUGGGGCGGAGCAUGGUUAAUGAUGGAGUGGAUCGACGGUGACGUUGUGCGCGUCGCUCUUGAAAAAUGGGAAGCGUGGAUGAAGAAGGCCACGCUGAACGACGAGCAGACACAGGCGCAGGAGGAUCGCGUGCGCGCCCUGAUGCGAAAAAUGGGCGCUGCUAUCGGUGCGCUGCACAAGGCGGGUGUCGUGCACGGAGACCUGACUACGAGUAACCUGAUGCUACGGCCCUUUGCGAAUGCGAAUGCGGAUGCGGAAGGCAAGGCGGAUCAUGAUACUGAGCUGGACGGUGACGUUGUGCUGAUUGACUUCGGGCUGGCGUCGCAGAGUGCGCAGGAUGAGGACCGCGCGGUGGAUUUGUAUGUUCUCGAGCGCGCCAUUGCUAGCACGCAUCCGCGAUCCGAGACGCUAGCGGAGGAUUUGAUCGUUGGAUACCGGGAUAGUUACAAGGGGGCACCUUCUGCGCUGAAGAGGUUGGAGGAUGUGCGCAUGAGAGGUCGCAAGAGGAGCAUGCUUGGUUAA